AAGACAAGCAUAAGCUCAUUCCAAGAAAUGGCUCUUUCUGAUCAAUCUAUCUCAAAAACCAGCAAGGGGAAGACAGGUUCCUGGCAGUUUUGAUCAGACAUGGCAAGAAAAUUAGUAAUCAGUUUAGCCAUUUUAACCAUUGCAGUGGCUUCACUUGUUCACAGCUCUAUAGCAGAGACGCUUGUUGUUGGGGAUGGCUUGGGCUGGUUGGUGCCUCCAGGUGGUGACCUAGCUUAUGCUGCUUGGGGAGCCAUUAAUAUCUUUACUGUUGGUGAUGUUCUCUUGUUCAAUUUCACUACUGGAACGCAAGACAUAGCAAGGGUCACAAAGGAAGCAUAUCUGACCUGCAAUUCAAGGAAUCCCAUCUCCCUGAAAACAACCGGUCCUGCAAAUUUCACCUUAGACACCACUGGUGAAUACUUCUUUAUCUGUACAAUUUAUGCACACUGCACAUUAGGCCAAAGACUAGCCAUCUAUGUUGCUGCCCCUGGACCUCAUCAUCCACAUGCAGCCCCUUCGCCAGUCACUCCUAGAGCACCAGUGACCUACACCGUCGGUGAUGGCUUGGGUUGGCUUGUCCUUCCAGGUGGUGCACUUGCUUACAUGACUUGGGCCUACAAGAACACUUUCAUGAUUGAAGACACUCUAGUUUUCAAGUUUGUGGAUGGACUACAAGAUGUUGCACUGGUGACCAAGGAAGCCUAUGAGACCUGCAACACGAGUAGAACAAUUCAAGUUUGGUCUACAAGUCCUGCAAAGAUCUUACUAAAUUCUACUGGGGAUUAUUUCUUCACCUCCACUUAUCCACGCAACUGCAUCUUGGGUCUGCAGCUAGCCAUUAGAGUAGUCUCCACCAGCGGAAAUGGUAGUGCACCUUCUUCUAGCAUAGCCCGUCCUGUGAAAGAGGGCCCCGUGACCGCGUCUCCUUUUCCAGCUAACUCAGCUCCGUCGCGAGCCAUUGCUGGAGUCUUUAUUACCCUAUUGUCCAUUGCCAUGGCUGUGUUUUAGAGUAGAUGCGCCCACUAGCUAGCCAUAUAUAUAGUUCGUUUAGUUCCCUACGUGGUUACUACUAUUAUUAUAAUUUUGGUUCAGACCAUUUUCAUUGGUCUGAUUUACUUUAUAUAUAGAUUUGUAUGAGAUAAUAAUCUUUCUGUAAGAUAUAUAUACAUAUUUUUGUGUUUGUGGAUUU
Manihot esculenta (cassava) is the source of this 1189-nucleotide messenger RNA. Its product is annotated as blue copper protein. Gene Ontology annotation, molecular function: electron transfer activity. The transcript is spliced from 3 exons. Gene Ontology annotation, cellular component: plasma membrane. Lineage: Eukaryota; Viridiplantae; Streptophyta; Magnoliopsida; Malpighiales; Euphorbiaceae. Bases 100 to 1008 code for a protein of 302 amino acids. The record is from RefSeq and is a predicted model, not a curated record.